UUCAACUUUGAACAUCUCAUCCCGCACUACUAACGCCAGUCCCGGAACCCGACUGUACAGCAAAAAUGUCUGACAACGGCGAGAUCGAGGUCGAGAACUCCGCCCUCUACGAGGUGCUUCCCAAGGAUGUUGUCAAGGAGGUUGGCAACGUCAAGCUCUUCAACAAGUGGGACUACGAUGUUGAGGUCCGCGACAUCUCCCUGACUGACUAUAUUUCCCUGCGAAACCCCGUCUACGUCACCCACACCGCUGGCCGAUAUGCCACCAAGCGAUUCCGCAAGGCCAACUGCCCUAUCAUUGAGCGAUUGACCAACUCUCUGAUGCACCACGGCCGCAACAACGGAAAGAAGCUCAUGGCUGUCCGAAUUGUCGCCCACGCCUUCGAGAUCAUCCACCUUAUGACCGACCAGAACCCCAUCCAGGUCGCUGUCGACGCCAUCGUCAACUGCGGUCCCCGCGAAGACUCUACCCGAAUUGGUUCCGCCGGUACCGUCCGACGACAAGCCGUUGAUGUCUCUCCUCUCCGCCGAGUCAACCAGGCUAUCUCUCUCCUCACCACUGGUGCCCGCGAGGCCUCUUUCCGCAAUGUCAAGUCCAUUGCCGAGUGCCUUGCUGAGGAGCUUAUCAACGCUGCCAAGGGUUCCAGCAACUCUUACGCUAUCAAGAAGAAGGAUGAGUUGGAGCGUGUGGCCAAGAGCAACCGAUAAAAGGUGCAAUGGUGUAUCACGGUUGGAAGGGUUGGCUUUGGCGUGUUCCGGCUUCUUUCAGAAUUGCAUUUUGCGUUCAUCGGGUCUGGGAACGCGGCUAUGGAUUUUCUUAGGUGGCUACAGAUUCAAUAAAAAAGUCGGGCUCCCUGAGAGUUAAAUGAAAUGAACACAAAAAAACAUAAACAAUGAACUCCUUUAAUGUAUACCCGUGUUUAUGGUCACAUGAAUUGUUUGAUGAACUCCACUAAACUCUGUGCGAUUGUGCAUAUAAGAAAAGACCCAAGUCUUGCUACUACUAUCUGAUCUUGCGCCUCUCUCUAGGUACCUGGGUAACAGUUCAAAGUCUGUUGUCAAACCGCCGCAUGUGCAAAGGAUGGGUAUCUAAUCUAGUCGAACCGUCUUCUGUCCGAUUUCCAGUCGUUGAAACAUACCAACAUGGGGCAUGCCCUCUUCCCACCAAGUGCCCAUAUCCUCAUCUACCUCGAAGCCCCAUUUCUUCCAGAAAUCCACGACCUGCUUCUGCGCGUGAACACAUACGAGCCCUGCCCAUUGGGGUAUCUUUAAUUCAGUUCCAAUCACCGGAUCGAGUUGCUUAAGACCAGACUCUGUAACACUAGGAUCGAAAUACGAGGGGUUGUCUCUCAGCCAGCUGAGAACUGUGGUCACGAGUAGGCCAGCGAUGCGACGUCCUCGAAACUCCUCAAUGACUGCCAGACGACCCAAUUUCACAUACGGCUCCUGCCCGUUGUGAAAAGUUGUCUUUCGGUCCAUGAUGUAUGGCUUCUCUGGAGAGGUUUCCGGUGCAUCUCCAUUUUUGUGGCCGUUCUUGUCACCGUUCUCGUCUUGCAAGACACCGUUCCAGUACUUCCCUCCAUUCUCGGGAUGAGGGUCGUGGGGGAAUGGCACAAGUCUUAUUGUUCCAAUCGGGGUUGAGCGUGUCGAGCUCUUUCUCGGGUGCAU
Messenger RNA from Fusarium graminearum PH-1, 1667 nucleotides. Its product is annotated as 40S ribosomal protein S5-B. The transcript is spliced from 3 exons. The coding region runs from base 66 to 707 and encodes 213 amino acids. Gene Ontology annotation, cellular component: cytosolic small ribosomal subunit; ribosome. NCBI's taxonomy places the organism in Eukaryota, Fungi, Ascomycota, Sordariomycetes, Hypocreales, Nectriaceae. Gene Ontology annotation, biological process: ribosomal small subunit assembly; translation. The record is from RefSeq and is a predicted model, not a curated record. Gene Ontology annotation, molecular function: structural constituent of ribosome; rRNA binding; mRNA binding.